Molecule: messenger RNA, 1923 nt
Organism: Carassius carassius (crucian carp)
Lineage: Eukaryota; Metazoa; Chordata; Actinopteri; Cypriniformes; Cyprinidae
Gene: drd4a
Product: dopamine receptor D4a
Exons: 4
Coding region: 517-1635 (372 amino acids)
Biological process (GO): adenylate cyclase-inhibiting dopamine receptor signaling pathway; adenylate cyclase-activating adrenergic receptor signaling pathway
Cellular component (GO): plasma membrane
Molecular function (GO): dopamine neurotransmitter receptor activity, coupled via Gi/Go; G protein-coupled receptor activity
Source: RefSeq, a predicted model, not a curated record
CCCACCGUCAGCAGCACGAGAUUAGCUCUCCCGUGGAUUAUGAAACUAAAGCGUACAGAUACACCCGGUGAAACGAAGACACGUCACUGGCUUUAUACAGCCACAUUCACUAACUUUAACAAGUGAUGUUAUUAUAAACAUAAUCGUUUUCAAUAACCCCAGGCUAAUAUAAUGAAGCGUCCCAGAUAUUAACAGUCCCGCGUCGCUGUAAGCCGCUUUAAGACUGCGCGCAGGUGGAUGGAAAUAGAAGCGCUCGAGCUGAGAUGAGAUGCGGACCUGACAGAAAACUUUUGUAUUAAACAGCGAAGAAUGAACAGGGAUGAUUUUAGAGCCUACUGUGACCGUCUUUUCUCCUUUAAAGGCAGAAAAUAACGGGACGCAGUUCCAAAGCGCUUCGGAGUUCAGCGGAACUUUCGGAGUUUUCAGAAACGCGCAAAUAAUGGCAAAGAAGAAACGGGUUUUAUCGGUCAGUUUUAUCAAGGGUUUCCCAGAUGACAGGUUAUUGUAGAGGCAGACAUGCCAGCCAACCUCACCGUCUCCAGCCACACCACCAACUACAACUUCCCAGCGCUCAUCUUCGGGAUAUUAUUGAUCAUCAUCAUCAUCUGCGGGAACGUGCUGGUGUGUCUGAGCGUGUACACGGAGAAAGCGCUCAAAACCACUACCAACUACUUCAUAGUCAGCUUGGCUGUUGCUGAUCUGUUGCUGGCUGUUCUGGUCUUACCACUGUUCGUGUAUGCAGAGUUCCAGGAUGGGGUUUGGUCCCUCAAUAUGACCGUAUGUGAUGGACUGAUGACCAUGGAUGUGAUGCUAUGCACUGCCUCUAUAUUUAACCUCUGCGCCAUCAGCAUAGACAGGUUCAUCGCAGUCUCUAUUCCUCUUAACUACAACCGCAAACACGUGGACCAGCGACAGAUUGUCCUGCUUUCAGCCACAUGGAUCCUGGCCUUGGCUGUGGCUUCCCCCGUGAUGUUCGGAAUCAACAACGUCCCCAACCGGGACCACAGCGAAUGCAAGCUGGAGGACAACAACUACGUGGUGUACUCCUCCGUCUGUUCAUUUUUCGUGCCGUGUCCCAUCAUGCUCUUGCUGUACUGCGGGAUGUUCCGGGGCCUGAGGAAAUGGGAGGCGGCGAGGAAGGCCAAACUGAGGAGCAGCAUGCAGGCCAGCAGAAAGCUUCAGGAGGCCGCCGCGUCCCUGCAGCCGCUGUCUGGCCUGCCACCCCCUCUGCCACCCGUGAUCGAGAAAGACUUGAGUGACAUUACCUUAGAAGAGCUGGAGCACGAUAACUUCCCCGAUCCUGACAGCCCGGGUCCCGUGUCCAUGCUCCCACACCCCGGCGGGAGCCAGAACCGGCGAAGGAAGAGAGCGAAAAUAAACGGGAGGGAGAGGAAAGCCAUGAGGGUGCUUCCUGUUGUAGUAGGUGUCUUCCUGUUCUGCUGGACACCAUUCUUCGUAGUGCACACGAUGAGGGCUCUCUGUGAAGACUGCUACAUCCCCAGCAGCGUCAGCAGCAUCGUGACCUGGUUAGGAUACGUCAACAGUGCCCUCAACCCUAUCAUCUACACCGUCUUCAACACAGAGUUCAGGAAGUUCUUCCGGAAGUUCUUGCCGACUCUGCCCAACUGCUGCUAGCCUGAACAUGCUCUUUGCUAACAGUUUAUAAACAAAACUAGCCCAAAAGUAUAAAUGAACCAGACAAAUAAUGCUUACAUGUAAAUAUAGCAUGAAACAAAUAUGAAAUGUAUGGUUAUAAUAAGAUGUUUGCUGCCCUUACGUUUUUAUUUUAUGGUUUAAUUUCAAAUGUUUAUAAGCAAGCAGGAUAAAUUUGCUUAAAUCUUUCAUAAAAUCAUUCUUACAUAAACUGUGGCAUUUCAUUAAAUUAAAACAGCUUAUUUUGGGAUCAUACUUAUCGUGUGUGUA